AUGUCAAGCAAGAAAACUGACGAUCGCAAGAACGUAGUUAUCGUUGGCGGCGGCGCCGUCGGUCAACCUCUGGCCCGCAUCUUGUCGAGGAAACUCAACCCGAGUACUCAUUACCUCGUCCUCAUCGACUGUCGGCCUUUCCAGAUAUUUUUACCCCCUGCUCUUCGACUGGUCACUUCGGACGUAGAUGACCUCCAGACGACCUCCCUCAUCCCCCACGAUAAACUCUUCGCCAACGGCGUUGGAACGUUCAUCGAAGGAAAGGUCAUUUCAAUCCAGAAAGGUGAUAGUAGUGGUGGAAGUCUUACGUUGGAAAACGGGGAUGUUGUUGAGUUCGAGUUACUUGUCCUCGCGACGGGCAGUGGAUGGGAGGGCCCCCUGAACUUUCCCGAGAAGAAGGAGGGAGUCAUCCCAUUUAUUGAGAACAUCAGGCAAAGGAUCAAGGACGCGAAUGAUAUUGUCCUCGCAGGCGGAGGAUGCGUUGGAAUUGAGCUCGCCGGUGAAAUCAAGGAUAUUUAUCCAGAUAAGAAUGUCACCAUAGUCAAGAGUCGCGAUCACUUGCUCACCGACGUGUAUCCAUUGAAAUAUCGCACUCGUGUGGAAGAGAGUAUGCUCAAUCGCGAUGUCACCCUCGUCUUGAACGACUACAUCGACGACAUACCUACCGGCAAAUACGAUAGCGUGAAGACGCGUUCUGGGAAAAUAAUCAAAGCCGAUUUGGUCUUUCAAACCAGAGGUGGACGGCCCCAUACCGACUUUAUCAAAUCUCUCGGCCCCGACGUUCUAACAGAACGCGGACUAGUGAAAGUACGACCGACCUUGCAGUUGGCGUCCUACGAUGAUAUUUACGCUGCUGGCGAUAUCGUCGACUACCCUGAAGAGAAGCAACUCUUCACAGCAAACGCCCACUUUCGUGUGGUCAUCGCAAAUAUAAUGGCGGCAAUUUCGAGAAAGCCGCUGAGAGUUUACAAGGGUAGCCCUGUGAUGAUACUCCUCACAAACGGCAAGAGGGCUGGUGUAUCGUAUUUUGGAAUUUUGUGGGGGAUUAUCUUUGGUGACUGGUUCGCUCGACUGGUACAUCCUAAGAACCUUUUGCUUUGGAAGGCGAGAGUCCUUGCUGGUUAUAAUUAG
Molecule: messenger RNA, 1131 nt
Organism: Pleurotus ostreatus (oyster mushroom)
Lineage: Eukaryota; Fungi; Basidiomycota; Agaricomycetes; Agaricales; Pleurotaceae
Exons: 5
Coding region: 1-1131 (376 amino acids)
Cellular component (GO): cytoplasm
Molecular function (GO): flavin adenine dinucleotide binding; electron-transferring-flavoprotein dehydrogenase activity
Source: RefSeq, a predicted model, not a curated record